Molecule: messenger RNA, 1782 nt
Organism: Scheffersomyces stipitis CBS 6054
Lineage: Eukaryota; Fungi; Ascomycota; Pichiomycetes; Serinales; Debaryomycetaceae
Gene: PTC5
Product: type 2C protein phosphatase
Exons: 2
Coding region: 1-1782 (593 amino acids)
Biological process (GO): protein dephosphorylation
Molecular function (GO): cation binding; protein serine/threonine phosphatase activity
Source: RefSeq, a predicted model, not a curated record
AUGGUGUUUGUUCUAGCAGCGAGACCUCGGCUUCUCUAUGUGUCCAGCAGACAGCUCCACAGUUUCAACAAGCGGUUGCUCUCGAAGACUGUGUCCACCAAGCUCUUGAACAUUUCGAAUAGCUCUACCAAUAAUCGUAACAAUUCCAAUAAUAGCAAUAAAAAUCGCAACAAUAGCUCCAAUUACACCUCGUUCAAGGGACGUAACGGUAGUGUUGCUCUUGUUUCCGGCGUCAUCAUCGUAGGCUCGUACAUCACCUUCUCUCUGUCUAACUACUACAACUUGGAUACGUUACCUUCUCAUAAUGGCAACAAUAACGGCAAUCCUCGUUUGUUGACAGCUGCUGCAAAUGAUGGUAAAAAGUACUUCUCUACGUCGACGUCGUCCAUGCACCAGAAAAACAGUAUCAGCCAACAACAACACAAAGAAGGUGUCUUUCUCCUCAACGAAGAGCAGGUUUCGGCUAAAUUGAGACAGUUUGAAGAGUCCUACUUCGUCCAUAGAGGAAGAGGAGUCACACGAUACGAUAUUUGCCAAUUGCCGUCAAAUUCGCCAAUUGAAGAUGACCGUGCUGAAGAGAUUGUGCAAGUUCCAAUUCUACAAGAGAAUAACAUUAAGACCUCAACAGACUGGAUGUUCUUUGGAGUCUUUGACGGUCAUGGCGGCUGGACAACCAGUAGCAAACUCCGCGACCAGUUGAUCGGCUAUAUAAUCCACGAAUUGGGUACUAUCUUCAAGACAGCCAGCACUGAAGAAAACUUACGCUAUGUGCCAAACAGCGCUACUAUAGACCAGGCCAUCAAGAAUGGUUUUUUGAAGUUGGACCACGAGUUGGUCAAUAAGAACAUCGAGAAGUUGUUGAAUGACAACAAUAAAGCAAAAGCGGCCGAGUUGUUGAUGCCGGCCUUGCUGGGCUCGUGUGCUUUGCUUUCUUUCUACGACACCAACUCCAAGACGUUGAAAGUAGCAGUAACAGGCGAUUCCAGAGCCAUAUUGGGUUCCUUUAAGGACAACCAAUGGACUGUUCGUCAAUUGAGUAUCGACCAGACAGGUUCUAAUCCCACAGAAGUAGCCCGUAUCAUUAGUGAGCAUCCUGAUGAGUCCAAAGUAAUUCGUAAUGGUAGGGUUUUAGGAUCGUUGGAGCCCACGCGUGCUUUUGGAGAUUGUCGCUACAAACUUCCAGCAUCCAUACAAGAAAGGAUCUACAAGCAGUUUUUUGGCAAAAGAUUGCCUAAUCACUUGCAAUCACCACCGUAUGUUACGGCUGAGCCGGUGAUAACCACCACCAAGAUCAAUCCCGAGAACAACGACUUUCUUGUCAUGGCUUCUGAUGGACUCUACGAAAUGUUGACCAACGAAGAGAUUGUGGGCCUUGUAGUGAAAUGGAUGGAAAAGGAGAAGGUGAUUAAGCCACAGAAGUCGUUCUGGAACGUUUUUGGCUCUAAUGAGAAUAAGUUGCCUGAAGUUUCAGACGUGACUAAUGACAAAUCGCUGAAGAAGCCGAUUCGCAAGACUAAAGGAUCCAACGGAGCUUUUCUUUUGGAAGACAGAAACGUUUCUACGCAUUUGAUCAGGAACGCCCUAUCAAAUGGAGGCUCGAAGGAACAGACCACCAUGCUCAUAUCCAUUCCAAACCCAGUAUCUAGACGUUAUAGAGAUGAUUUGACGGUGACAGUCGUUUUCUUUGGCGAAGAUGUCCAUGGCGAGAACGAGGCUGGCAAGUUAGAGAUCAAUGCCAAUGCCACCGCUGGUGGUAUCGAUUCGUCCAAGCCCAAGUUGUAG